Centropristis striata (black sea bass) is the source of this 3432-nucleotide messenger RNA. Its product is annotated as protein-tyrosine kinase 2-beta-like. Lineage: Eukaryota; Metazoa; Chordata; Actinopteri; Perciformes; Serranidae. The coding region runs from base 355 to 3201 and encodes 948 amino acids. Gene Ontology annotation, biological process: protein phosphorylation; signal complex assembly. Gene Ontology annotation, cellular component: focal adhesion; cytoskeleton. The record is from RefSeq and is a predicted model, not a curated record. The transcript has 30 exons. Gene Ontology annotation, molecular function: ATP binding; protein tyrosine kinase activity.
UUGCAUGAGAAACAGGGGGUGACACGGCGGUUUCAUCAGUCCUGUCAGUUUUUCUGCUCUUCAACUUCCUUAUUUGCCCUUAAGUGCUGUUUCCUCUUUUGCUUACUGAUGCAGUUCUUGUUCAGGGGACAGCUUCGAGUACGCCAAAGAAAAAGACCAAAUCUGCACCUAACAGAGUAACAUGACUGCAGUGUGGAGCUGCUACCGGUUUGUCUUUGCUUUUAGAGACUGACAGCAGGUUUCUGGUGCUGGGCCGAGGAGCGUGUGCAAGACUGCUUCGAUGCGUCCCUUCGUGUGUGUGAGAGAGAAGACACACAGUGAGAUGUACGUCUGUAUGCAGUAGUGUAGUGUGUGAUGUCAGGAGACACCAGCACCCUGUCCUGGAGGAGCAUGUCUCCCACCAGCCAGUCAGACUCCUCGGAUAUGUCUCCCUCUACAACCGUCCCCAGGGACCCCAUCUCCCACGUCAAGAUCAUCAAAGUGUGUUUUCUCAGCAACAGCUCCAACCUGGGCAAGAACUUCAAACUGGUCCGCUGUGAGGAGGGAUGGACUGUCAAGGAUGUUGUGAACAUGGUGCUGUCCAGCGGCUGUGUGGGUCCAGACAUAAAUCACAGCCUCUGUUACGGCCUCCUCCUCAAACACCUCAAGUCCUCCGAGAUCCACUGGCUGCACCCGGACCUGACCAUGUCCGAACUGACGCAGCGCUACGAGCAGCAGCACCUGGAGGCUGAGUGGAGAUAUGAUCUGAGGAUCAGAUACAUCCCAGCAGACUUCAUGGAGAAAUUCAAUGAUGACAGAACCACGAUGCUCUACUUUUACCAGCAGGUACGAAGUGACUACAUGCAGCAGUACGCCUCAAAAGUCAGUGAUGGGAUGGCUCUACAGCUCGGUUGUCUGGAAAUUAGGAGAUUCUACAAGGACAUGAAUCCAAACGGGCUGGAGAAAAAGUCAAACUUUGAACUCUUGGAGAAGGACGUAGGGCUGGACCUGUUCUUCCCCAGAGAGCUGAUUGACAGCAUGAAGUCCAAACAGUUGCGUCGGCUGAUCCAGCAGACGUUCCAGGGCUACUCCACCCUGAAGCAGGACCAGUGCAUGAGCCGCUUCUUCACCACUCUGGCUCAGUGCUACAGCUACACACAGGAGAGCUUCGCCUGCCAGCUGGUGCACGGCUGGAAUCUAACAAUGAAACUGGUCAUCGGCCCUGAAGGCAUCAGCCAGCAAACUGAAAACUCCACACCGAUCUGUUUGGCCACGCCCUCUCAGGUGCGCAGUAUCUCCUGCUCUGCGGAGACCGAUGGUCGGGCUCUGCUCACCGUGCACAUCGAGGGAGCCCAGCAGCCGCUGUCAGUGCACGCCUCCUCUCUCGCUGUGGCAGAAAACAUGGCCGACCUGAUAGACGGCUACUGUCGGCUGGAAGGCAGCUCCAAGAGCUCGCUCAUCGUCCGGCCCAGCAAAGCGAGAGAGGCACGACCAAAAUUACCUGAUAUCCCUAAAUGUAGUGCUCCCAGUGGUCCUAGCAGAGGUUCGGAUAUUUACGCUGAGAUUCCAGAGGGCACAGACAACUCUGGAGAGAAGCACAGGAUCUCCAGAGACGACAUUGUUCUGGGUCGGAUCCUGGGCGAGGGAUUCUUCGGAGAGGUUCACGACGGCGUUUAUAAAAGCCCAACUGAAGAGAGGAUCCAUGUGGCCAUCAAAACCUGCAAAGACUCUUCAGCUGAAGUAAAGGAGAAGUUCCUGAGUGAAGCUGGCUUGAUGAAAAACCUGGAUCAUCCCCACAUUGUGCGUCUUAUCGGAGUCAUCGAGGUCGAUCCGGUCUGGAUCGUCAUGGAGCUCCUUGAACAUGGAGAGCUGGGGAGCUAUCUGGUGGAGGAAAAGUACAUUGUGACCAAUGCUACAUUAAUCCUGUACUGUCUGCAAAUCUGCAAAGCCUUGGCUUACCUGGAAGGACUCAACAUGGUGCACAGAGAUAUAGCAGUGAGAAAUGUCUUGGUGGCGACACCUGAAUGUGUUAAACUUGGUGACUUUGGCCUGUCACGCUACGUUGAUGAACAAGAGUAUUAUAAAGCCUCAGUCAGUCGAUUACCAAUCAAAUGGAUGGCACCUGAGUCCAUCAACUUCAGACGCUUCACCACAGCGAGUGAUGUCUGGAUGUAUGGUGUGUGUGUGUGGGAGAUCUUCUCGAUGGCCCAGCAGCCGUUCUUCUGGCUGGAGAACGGGCAGGUGAUCAACCAGCUGGAGUCUGGGAUUCGACUCCCGAAGCCGCAGGCAUGCCCGCCCACCAUCUACUCCCUGCUCACACGCUGCUGGGCCUACGAGCCACACGGCCGGCCCACCUUCAUGCAGCUCGUCUGCUCCCUGAGUGACAUCCACAGGAUGGAGUUGGAGCAGGAGGGGAGGCGAGACAGAUUACCUUUUGCUGCAUCAACAUGUAAGGCAAACCAGACAGAGCCUCCGCCCAAGCCAUCCAGGUUACAAAGCAACACACUUCCUCGGGUCACACACGCACAGAGAAAAGACACGGACACCAAACCAGUGUGGGAGAAAGAGAAAGAGCAAGUGGAGGACACUUUACAGAGACAAAGACGAGAGAUGCUGAUGGAUAAACAGUGGCUGGAGCAGGAGGAGAGACAACUGGAUCCCGUCAGUCGAGUGGAUGCACAAACCAAGCCUCCUGAAAAAAGCCCACAAAAUGGUCCUCCAGAGAAGCCCCCGAUGCCUCCGUCAGUCACACAGCCUCGGCCCACAGCUGAGCUGGACCGGUCAGGUGAUCAGGUUUACACCGGCGUCAUGGCGAUGGUGAAGCAGGUCGUCCAGCUCAAGAAUGAUGUCAACACACUGCCCGCAUCCGAGUAUCCCAGCGCUGUCAAAACGGUUGGUAUCACUCUCCGCAGCCUGAUCCAGAGUGUUGAUGAGAUCCUGCCGUCUCUGCACAGCUCUGUCACAACAGAGAUUGAGGGCACUAAAAGGCUGCUGAACAAGGACUUAGGAGAGCUGAUCAAUAAGAUGCGACUGGCCCAGCAGAACGCCGUGACGUCUCUGAAGGAGGAAUGUCAGCGGCAGAUGUUGGCGGCUGCUCACACUCUGGCACUGGACUCCAAAAACCUGCUGGAUGCUGUGGACCAGGCUCGAGUCAGAGCCAACCUGGCCAAGCCCAAACCUGCCGCAGAGAAGGCAGAGGGAGCCGGGGAGUUAGAAAGUUAAGCUCCCUGCUAAUCAAACGGACUCUGGUUUUUAAACAAGGACAUGUUCCGGUUGAGUUAUGAAAGUGUGCGAUGCGUCCUGUUCUAAUGCUGAUGAAAGAUGUCAUAAUAUAUUUGUGUUUUCUCAAAUAAAAUCAUCUUAAGUUAAAAUGAGCAUUUCCUGAACAAAUCAAACUACCACAAUGGUGAGAAGAAAUACAUUUUAUAUAUUUUUUAUUCUUUUUACUAUUAA